CGUCACACUGUAAACUCUGUCAAGAAUCUGGUAAGCGACAGCGAAAGAAAACCAUCCAGUUGAAAAAGCUCUCCCACUUCCCCCUCCCAAUUUUCUCCUCCACCUCACAUUUUCCAAUCCAAUGGAAAUCCCCUGCUUCGGAAUCGCUUUUUCCCUCCUCCUCCUCCUCCUCCUCCUCCACGCGCCUCUCCCCUCCUCCGCCGUCCCCGACAGCAUCUUCAUCCUCGCGGGGCAGAGCAACAUGGCCGGCCGCGGCGGCGUCCACAACAACACCGCCACCGGCGCCGUCCACUGGGACGGGAUCGUCCCGGCCCAGUGCGAGCCCAACCCAUCAAUCCUCCGAUUCAGCAAAGACCUCGUUUGGGUCCCGGCCCACGAGCCGCUCCACGCCGACAUCGAUUCCACCAAGACCAACGGGAUCGGGCCGGGCAUGCCGUUCGCCAACGCGGUUCUGACCCAGGACCCGGAUUCCGUCGGGGCGGUGGGCCUCGUCCCCUGUGCCGUUGGCGGGACCACCAUAAGUCAGUGGGCGAAGGGCGGGGCUUUGUACGGCGAGAUGGUGAGGAGGGCGACGGCCGCCGUGGCGGCCGGCGGCGGGAAUCUUCGGGGCCUGAUUUGGUAUCAGGGGGAGAGCGAUACGAAUAGCAGAGAGGACGCGGAGGGGUAUAGGGGCAGAUUGGAGACGCUAUUUUACCAUGUGCGGCAAGAUUUGCAGCUGCCGGCGUUGCCAAUUAUCCAGGUAGUGGCUUUGGCGUCGGCGGAGGGUCCGUACAAGGAGACGGUGAGGGAAGCACAGCUGGGAAUCAGCAUUCCGAACUUGGUGACCGUGGAUGCCGACGGGCUGCCGAUCCAACGCGACGGACUGCAUCUGACGACGGCGUCACAGGUGGAGUUGGGUCACAUGUUGGCCAACGCGUUUCUAAAGACCAAUUUCCGGAGUUCUCCGAUCAGAACUAGCCGGGGAAGCGGCGUCGAGGGCAGCAGCAGCAAUUCGCCGGCAAUUUCAGGGGUUUUGACAGUUCCGUUGUUGAUGUCAGCGCUUGUUUUUAGUUUGAACUAUAUGAUUAUGGCAUACUCUGUGGACUUGUAGCGGUGUGUAUUAUUUAUUGGGAAUUAUAUAUGUUGGGAGAAAAGAAAUAUCUAAUUUGGAUUGGAGGAUGAUGUCAACCCUUAAAAUAUGCUGACGACCUAUAUCUAUAGAACAUAUGAUAAACUGGUGGCAGCGUUCUAGGAUCACUUUCGUUUGAAUGGAUAACAAAAGUAGCCAAAUCGCAG
Molecule: messenger RNA, 1275 nt
Organism: Linum tenue
Lineage: Eukaryota; Viridiplantae; Streptophyta; Magnoliopsida; Malpighiales; Linaceae
Source: the annotation of a GenBank genome assembly